AUGAUCGACAAGUCCAGAUUCUUCAAGUUGUUGAAAGAUAAAUCACAAAUUCACAGGGCAAACUUUGUGGUGAAUCAUGUUCAAUAUUCAACUCAUCCCUCUUCUAAGCCUGUCUUUGGUCUAGAGCAGAUGAAAUAUAACCCACCUAAAAUUACUACCAAUCUAUUUUAUAAAGUGGUAUCUCUGGCAACACUUCUCACUGGAGGUGCUAUUUGUUAUAGCUGGUCUGACAACAGUUAUAAGGAGACUACUCUAUUCAGUGGCUCACCAGCUAAGAUUAGAACCAUUCCUGGUCAAGCAGUAGACUUUACUUACACUGUGGAGAGUGUGACUGGACCUCUCACGAAGACCUUCAAACAUCUCUUGCUUUCUGAAGCAGAAGCAGAGGCAAAGCUCACAUUUGGAGAAAAUGGAGUUACAGUUGCUAGAGGAGGAAAUGGUGUCAAGGCUUGGGAGGUGAACAGUUUGCCAGCAGGAGACAUAAGUGAAGAUAGGUUCUCAGCAGAUCUCAUUACCAAGUCAGACUUGAAAGAACUCCUUGAAAAAGAAGGUUUUUUCUGGCUCAAGUGGUGGGAUACAAGGACCAAACUGUAUCCUAAGAAAGAAGGCAGUGAAGUAAUUGAUGGAGAUGGGAAAGAGGACAUCAUGAUGUUCAGUGUAUUUGAUGGACAUGGUGGAUCCCAUGUGUCUGAUUUGCUCAAUAAGACUGUUCAUGGCUGCUUGGCUUGGAAUAUAGGCAAAUCACUAUGGGAAGAACAGGGCAAAGGAGCAUGGGUUGCUAAUUCAUGUCCUAGCAAGAAUCAGACAGAACUGUCAUUGGAUAACCCUUGGACAAAGCAUAUUACAGGUAAUGGGAAUUCAAACUCAUUUGUUGAGAUGAUGAGCACAACCUUUUUGGCAAUAGAUCAAGACAUCAUCCAAUCUAAAUACUCAAUCAUUAGGGAUUCCACCAAGAAUGGUUCUUCCAAUCUACCACCCAACCUUCCUCCACAUGCCCCCAGUCUCCUUACAACGUCAACAUUAUUUGACAACGGAGCUUGCGCAGUCACAGCAGUUGUUGAUGUUGCAGCAGAUAAGUUAUAUGUUGCUAAUGUAGGAGAUACAAGAGCCAUUGCUGGUUGGUGGAACCCAGAAAACAGGGAGUGGAUGUGUGAUGUUUUGACUGCAGAUGCAACAUGUGAUAAUGAACAAGAAUCACAAAGAAUCAAGCAAGAACAUCCAGCAGAUGAGAAAGAUACAGUCAUCUAUGAGGAUCUCAAAGCGGGAGCAAGAAUUCUUGGGGGCUUGCAACCUUCCAGAGCAUUUGGAGAUGAUGCAUACAAAAUUGACCACGAGGAGUUUAAAGACUUUGGACGUAUGCUCAAUCAAAGGGAGCCAUCUAAGAGGUGGAAAUGGUUUGAAGAGUGUCCCAAUAAGACACCUCCAUAUGUCACUGCAAAACCUGAAGUGAUAGAGCGGGAUAUUCAUCCUGAAAAUGGCAAUGAACUCAAGUUUAUACUCCUUGCUACAGAUGGAUUAUGGGAUAGGUUGACCUCUGAGGAAGCUUCCUAUUUGCUUGUUGCUCAUUUGAGUCACAAUUCUCAUGAAGAUAUCGCUAAAACAGAAAUUUUGUCUGCAUUUCCACACUCCUCUUUUGCCUCUAAGGAGAAACAUCCAUUUCCAAAAGAAGAAAUGAGUAUGGACGGGAAGUGGGUUUUUCAAGAUGCUAAUUCUGCAACACACCUGAUCAGAAACAGUCUUGGAGGAGAUGAUAAAGACCUGAGAAGGCAGUUCUUGAGUCUAAGAAAUCCAGGUGCCAGAUCGGCUAGAGAUGAUAUCACUGCAAUGGUUGUUUGGUUUGAUGAUGCCAAGGGAAAAAGUAACAAAGGCGCGGAGGGAAGUGUUGGAAUUUGA
Kwoniella shivajii is the source of this 1893-nucleotide messenger RNA. RefSeq lists its product as uncharacterized. Lineage: Eukaryota; Fungi; Basidiomycota; Tremellomycetes; Tremellales; Cryptococcaceae. Gene Ontology annotation, biological process: protein dephosphorylation. The transcript has 6 exons. The record is from RefSeq and is a predicted model, not a curated record. Bases 1 to 1893 code for a protein of 630 amino acids. Gene Ontology annotation, cellular component: mitochondrion. Gene Ontology annotation, molecular function: cation binding; [pyruvate dehydrogenase (acetyl-transferring)]-phosphatase activity.